Bactrocera latifrons is the source of this 2008-nucleotide messenger RNA. RefSeq names its product BTB/POZ domain-containing protein 6-A. NCBI's taxonomy places the organism in Eukaryota, Metazoa, Arthropoda, Insecta, Diptera, Tephritidae. Gene Ontology annotation, biological process: neurogenesis. The record is from RefSeq and is a predicted model, not a curated record. The transcript is spliced from 2 exons. Gene Ontology annotation, cellular component: P-body; cytosol. Bases 556 to 1956 code for a protein of 466 amino acids. Gene Ontology annotation, molecular function: protein binding.
UUGUUCGUACAAGAACUUGAUUUGGAUCGGUCAAUUUGUAUGACAGCUAUAUGCUAUAGCGAUCGGAUCUGAAAAAUAUCUUCGGAGAUUGUUGCGUUGCUGUGGAAAAUAAAUCAUGCCAAAUUUCGUAAAGAUAAUUUGUGAAAUUAAAAAGUUUUUAUAAAAGAACUUGAUUUGGAUCGGCCAAUUUGUAUGGCAGCUACAUAUAUGCUAUAGUGAUCCGAUCUUUACUAUAUAUUUCGAGAUUGCAGUCUUGCCUUGGAAAAUAUUUUGUGYCAAAUUUCGAGAAGAUAUAUUGACAAAUACAAAAAAAAUCCAUACAAGGAAUGGAAUUUGAUCGGUCAGAUUGUAGGCCAGCUAUAUGCUAUACUGAACGGAUCUGAACAAUAAGUUCGGAGAUUGCAGUCUAGCCUUAGAAAAUAAUUCGUGCCGAAUUUCAUGAAGACUUCUUGACAAAUAAAAAAGUUUUCAAUACAARGACUCGUAUGACAGCUAUACUAUAAUAAUAUAACUAAUGAUCCAAAAUUGGCGGAUCCAACAAAUGAGAAAUGAGAAAUGAGAAAAAUGAAUUCCAUAUUCUUGCCGAGCUACUCACAACCGGUGUCGGCACCGCAGACCAAAUCCGUUCAGCUGGCUCAUCAGCUUAUGGACAACGCCGCUAUGGCGGCACAAUUUAGUCGGCGCUUCGAACAACUUUUGCGCUCUGAGAAAUUCUAUGAUUGUGUUUUUCAUAUUGCCGGCGCCCAGUUAAAGUGUCACAAAUUGAUACUCUCCACGGCGAGUCCAGUUUUCGAAGCCAUGUUUUAUGGACCGCUACGCGAACAACAACAAGAAAUCGAAAUUUUGGAUAUUAGCGCCGAGACUUUCCAAAUGCUUUUAAAUUACAUAUACGCCGGCGUCAUAGACUUUGAGUCGCUCACGCUGGAGGACGCUAUCGAGCUAUACUAUUGCGCUGAGAAAUAUUUAAUCACCGAUUUGACCAAUAGUUGUCUGGUAGCGAUAGCGCGCAAGCUACGCUACAACAAUAUAUUACCCGCGCUGGAACUUUGUGUCUGCAUGGAUCUGCGUGAUUUGCUAGACGUUUGCAUGUCAUUCUUUACACGCUGCUGCAUCAAUAAUCCACAAUACAUGACCUCACAUAAGAAUCACUAUGUGCAUGUAUCCAAAGAUUGCAUUAAGGCGAUCAUAGCGGCUAAUAAGAGUGAGAAGACCAGCAAACAGCUGUUGUGGUUCGUCUAUGAGUGGUGUCAGCAGGAAUGUCACGAAUUAGGUUUACAGCAGGAAGAUUGUGCAUUAAUUAUAAAUGAUCUCCAAUUGCCCGUAAGCGGUGUUGAGUGUGAAGAUCAUGCGCUCCAGUCGUCACAACAGCCAAAACAACAAUGCCAUGCGAUUGAACGYAGCUAUUUCAAGGCAUGUCGUCCUUUUAUUGUCGAUCAGGACACAAACGAAUGGACUUUGUAUGUAAAAUGUGAUCGAUUUAUUGCAUUACGCGGUCUGAUUAUCUGUAGUCGCUUAACGCCAAACAUUUCACCGAUGUCGCACUAUGCUUUCAACAUACCCAGCGAGUACUGUGAAAAUUUACAAAUUGAGAUUGUAGCGCCUGCCAUAAAUGCUAACCAGCAGCAGCUGGCACAGAGUAGCGGUAGCGAUGGUGAGAGUGAUGAAAGUGAUCAAGAGCCGAAUGUGGCGAAUGGCGUUGAGACAGUUCURUGGCAGCACAAUGUGGCAAAACAGCUGACAAGAUAUAAUUGUGAUAUGAAUAUCGAGUGGGGUGAUGGUUUGCUGCUAACGCCUGAUAUAGAGUACAAGAUUCGUCUGGUGUGGCGUACAGAUGCAUACGGCUCGGAGUAUCCAUGUAGUUUGCAGUCGGAUUUUGUUGAAGGCAUACGUUUUAGGGAUGUGCCAGCGCAAAUCGGCAGUUUAGUGAAGGGCUUGCGAUUUACAAAUUUAGUUUAAAAAUUGCUACAGAAAAUAUUUGAAUUUUAUUAUUUCAAAACUCUAAUGCUUA